Molecule: messenger RNA, 1659 nt
Organism: Fusarium pseudograminearum CS3096
Lineage: Eukaryota; Fungi; Ascomycota; Sordariomycetes; Hypocreales; Nectriaceae
Exons: 1
Coding region: 1-1659 (552 amino acids)
Source: RefSeq, a predicted model, not a curated record
AUGGCCAAUGGUUUUGGGAGCCUCGAGCGCUUCUUCGCGAAGAAGAAGACUCCAGCUGCCUUGAGCGAUCAUCAUGUACAGGCAGCCCAGCCAGCUUCCACCCAGCCAGCUUCUGCCCCUCCUACUAUACCGCAGUUUCCUUCGCCUUCUUUCAUCCGCCCAAAAACUAGCCGCAUGGCUGCGCGAGAAGAGGUGAGGAAACCGCCCGCGAGCCGAGUUCCUUCUUUCCCCGGUUCUGGUUCUCCUCAUCAAAUGGACUUCACCAGCUUCCACAGCCCUAUAUCCCGGUCGGAUUCUCUCCAGUCGCAAUACUCUCCUCUCAAGGCUUCUUUCAUGCCUAUACAAGCAGACUCCCUCUCAGAUAACUUUGAUGUUUGUCAAUUCCCUCGACCACCAACGAGUCAAGGAGGAACUUGUGCCUCAUCGCCUACUCGCGAUCGAAAACCAUCUAUGGAGGCUCGUAGUGAGUGCAGCCUCCUGCAUCGAUCUCCUAGGAAGCGAGCAGCAGGCGGCUCGCGGCUCGAGACUCCUCCAUCAUCGGACCUGGAAGAUGAGGCUACCUCAAGCCCUCAAUACUUCCACGACAAGGAACUUCCGGCACUGCCUCAGCGGAAGCCUCCAACCCCAGACUCUUCUCCGGAGCUUAGACCCCUUCAUAUCGCACAAUUAACAGCAUCAAAGUCGAUCGACAUUCUCAACAAGGCUGUCUGCAGAGACAUUCGACGCCAUUUUGCCGAGACUUUGGAACAGAGACGAGUACGCAAGGCUGCAAGUCUGACUAGCCAGGAUCCCUACACGAACAGGCUUUCCGUCAGCAGUUCUACGCUCCGAGAACCAGACUUCAACGAGUUCUUUGAACUAAGUGAUGAUGACAUUGCUGAACUAGCCCCCGAAGAAACGGCGAAUGUUGACACAUCAAUGCCCUCAGCUAUGCACUCUGCCCCUGGUUCCAAUCGUUCUUCUUUGCUAGUAUUGACUCCUCUUGUUCAUGCCAGCAAACCCGCCGUCGCCGGCGCCUUUGAGGCAGCCAGAAUUGCCGCACGCUAUGAAUUCGACUUCGUUUAUGUUGUCAACUUGUGGACUGACUAUUCUCAACCUCAAUCUGAUGUUUCCACCGGCUUGUGCUCUCCAGGAAAGAAGUUCAGACCCUUGGCCGGUCGUCUUCUCGCUUCCUAUGGAAUGGAAAACGUCAACGCGCCAGUGCAGAUCUCAACUGCGAGCCACAGAAAGAUCCUCAAGACCCCGGGAUGGAUUGAGUACAGGCCUCAAAACUUCCGCCAUGAUGAGUUUGCAAGAGGUUAUGCUCAUGCAUUCCACACCGGCCAGGGGUCAGGAAACGGGUCGGUCGCCUCGAGAAACUCAAGCUCUUCAUCCGCAUCAGUACAACCAUCGAACCCCAACCGUGGAAUCGUCUUUGCGGCGUACCGUGCGCCACGAGCUGACGGGAGCCUGGCUUGCACCAAGGAUGAUCUAUCCAACCUACACAAGGACGCAGAGGCACUUGUCGAAAUGCUUGUUGAUAUUAACGUAACAAACCAGCUCCGCGAGCCCCGAUCACAGUCUCGGCAAUCCGAGGAAACAGGUCCAAUGCCAACACGAAGGUUUGGCUUCUGUGAGGCCGACAGCAGCGGACAUCCUCAGCAAAUAUUUUUGCAAUGA